Messenger RNA from Macrobrachium nipponense, 848 nucleotides. RefSeq lists its product as uncharacterized. The record is from RefSeq and is a predicted model, not a curated record. The transcript has 2 exons. The coding region runs from base 146 to 568 and encodes 140 amino acids. Lineage: Eukaryota; Metazoa; Arthropoda; Malacostraca; Decapoda; Palaemonidae.
UAACGUCCUUUAGUCUAACCCAGUUUAGUGCUCCCCUCUCCUGGAGGCUCGUCGACUUGAUCGGAUAUCUUCUACAACAGAUAUUUCCCAAAUUAUUUCGUCUCUCGAGAUUAGACGCUUUUGAGGAUAAUUUAUUCGGGACGAGAUGAGAGCUCAGAUCACCCUCCUUUUGGCGCUGGGAGUAGCCAUGGUGGCCUCCGACAGAAAGCCUUUCGGAAUCCAGCUCCCGGCCUUCGGCUCCCCGGAACCUCAGCAAUAUCACCUACGGCCGACGCUCUCCGGCUCCUCAUCGUCGGACUACUUCAUCUUCGGCAGCCCCCUGGGGUCCGGGCACGUCCUGGAUGGAGGAAGAGAUGGAGCCGGUGGCCCGGCAGCCGAGGCAGGUGGUGGAGCCGCCGUCACCCGCGGCGAAGCCAGCGACAUCCAGUCUUUCUCGGCGACCUUCAGCCAAGGCUUCGUGGAUCUGCCCGAGUACGAGACCUUCGCCUCUCCCUCGAGGUUCAGUUUCAGGAAGAGUUUGGACGACAGUCGCUCCGAGGAGGAUGAUGACGACGAUGAUGAUAAGUAGGUGAUGAUAAUGAUGACGAAGAUACAAGCAGAUCAUUGUGAUGAUAAUGAUGGCAUGCUAAUUCCCUACAGAUGUUAUUUUCCAAGUCGCCUUGUGUUACCAAUUGAAGACCAAAAUAAUGGUUUAAGUGGAUGAAAUAUUAUUGUAUGGUCUGAACUCGAUAUAAUAUGGAUACUAGCUUCUCAAAAUAUGCUUGAAUCAAUAUGUAAUAUAUAUGCAAUGUUCUAAAUGGAAUUAUUAUUGCAAUGGUUUACAAUAAAGGUUAUCCUUCGAUACUGAA